Megalops cyprinoides (Indo-Pacific tarpon) is the source of this 2292-nucleotide messenger RNA. RefSeq lists its product as uncharacterized. The record is from RefSeq and is a predicted model, not a curated record. Gene Ontology annotation, cellular component: cytoplasm; nucleus. The transcript is spliced from 3 exons. Gene Ontology annotation, biological process: regulation of DNA-templated transcription; response to muscle activity. The coding region runs from base 52 to 1941 and encodes 629 amino acids. Lineage: Eukaryota; Metazoa; Chordata; Actinopteri; Elopiformes; Megalopidae.
AAGGACAAAGGCAAUCAAACAGAUGAGCCUCUACUUGCAAAGCCUGACUGUAUGACUCUGACUGACAGUGUGGAUUGUGUAAAUAGCAUGCGUGUUAACUCACCGCAGUCUUCAGUAGAUGUCGCAGGUGAUAAUGAGGUGGAAAUGGCCUCUGUGGGAGAGAACAAGAACACUCCACCAGAAGGCACGACAUUAGUUCACACCUCUGAGCUCAAAACUGAUAGCCAAACAGACCAUGAGUCUCCUCUUCCCCUGGAGCCGCUGGCUAGUGCUAAACCACAGGAGGUGGAAAAAGCACCGGACUCUCCGUGUCCUGUUUAUGCUAUGUCCUCCUUCUGGCAGGAAAUGGAAAAGCUGACAAUCAACGACAUUUUGCGCCUGAGAUUGGUCGGCAACGCCCAGACCCCCGGCGGGUUGCUCCACCCACAGGACGCUGCCAUGGCUGACCCCUCAGAGGCAGGUGACUCUGGCUACUCCUCUCACCUGGAGGACUCUAAGCCUGACCGCUCGAGCGGGGACAUCUCCACAAUCUCGGAUUUCGAAGAAGAAUGCCUGCCGUCCCACAGCACUAGCGUGAACUCCAGCCCAGAGCCCCAGGACACCAAGAGGCAAGGUCAAAGGUCACUUGGGUCAUCCAGCUCCAGGGGUGUACUGUGGGAAAGCGAGCCGGACCCCAUCAGCCCGGGUGCGAACAAUGGCUUGGAGGAGGCAGCGACGUUGCACGCUGAGGACGCCAAUCCAGCCCUCCUCCGCUCCAGCAGUGCUAAGCAGGGCUUCAGAAGGAUGUGCAAGAACAUCAGUGUGCAGAAUCUGCGAGCUCUCGAAACUGAACCGCAGGUGAACCAAGCUUCGAGGAAUGCUUCCCUGUGCACUGUUGUUAUGGAGGAGGAAGAAAGCAAUGAGUACAGAAGAGCAUCCUAUGAGUCUAAGGAAACCUGCGACUCAGUUCCUCUGGGGAGCAGAGGCAAUGCAGAAGCAUCAGCUACAUCAUCGCUCCCCGAGGAUGUGUUUACAGGAGGCUAUGUGUUCUCUUUCCCUGAAAUCUUUGAGUAUCUCUUUGGCACUGGUGAGACUAAGGCUGGCCACGUAGACGCAGCGUGCCCAGAGGUGCCCGUUUGUGAUGAAGGUUCGGUCCCUGAGAUGUACGACCACUUUUUCUCAGAGUUUGAGACUGGAAACUUCUUCCUUCCAUUGAUCCAGGGAUCCGACGAAAGCCAAAACAAACCGGUUCCCAUUUUUUCCUGCUCGCGGUCUUCCAAACGAAACAUGCAAUUCCCCGAGGCGUACGACUACUUCUUUCCAGAUGACUCACCUGUUGAAUCAUCGGAGGACGAGGAUGACCAUUCUCACGACCGGACGCCAAUCCGAGUUGUGACACGCUACGACAAGGUCGCCAGCACGCCCCCGGGCACCGCUGCGGCUCCGGACAUGUACGAACAAUUCUUUGCAGACAGUGACUGCAGAGAUAACCUCUUCUGGAGUAACCCACUCUCUUUGAGAAGACUCUUCUUCGGAGGCUUGACUGGUUCAAGACAAAUGUCCCCUUCCUUUGCACUGCAACCCAGAGAUUAUCACAGGAACGCCGUCCUCAGCACAGUCUACGCAGACAGCGCCGUGGGUAACCCGGGUCCUGCUCGCCCUCAGCUGCCUCUGUAUUGCCUGGAGGAGAGGAUCUUCAGAGAGCUGGCAGAGCAGCAGAUGCGAUAUGGAGAUCUUCACAAUGCUGUCGCAAUUCCAAGGCCAGACGGCCCCCUCCUGUCACUUAAGCAGUCAGAUAUGUGUUUGAUCUGCAUCGCCUUUGCCUCCUGGGUGCUGAAGACCGCCAACCCACAAGACGCAGACACUUGGAAAGCCGCUCUCCUGGCGAACAUCAGCGCCCUGUCUGCUAUACGGUACCUGCGGCGGUACAUACGGGAGGAGUCGACCACCAAAAAGCCUUGACGUUAGAGGAUCAAUUGCGUCCUUUCAAAAAAACUCUUUAUAGUGAAGUCAUUCUUUCCACAUGAUUCAGCUUCUUUCCAAAUGAAUGUAAAAAAAAAAGAAAAAAAAAACAUACCGGCACAUGUUGGGAAAUUCAGUGCCAUGUAUCCUUACUGGUAUGCUCUUCAUAAUAAAAAGUGAAAAUGUGCUGUGUGCACCAUACCGAAACACUUUUCUGAGAAUUUGUGGCAUUUCAGUUUUUUCCUGUUGUACUUGGCAAGGCGGUAUCCCUGACACAAAUAUACAUCAUGUGGAUGCCAUUAGACUAGAGCGCAUUUUCAUUUUAAGACUGAACUAAUGUUGCUUGAUCAU